Molecule: messenger RNA, 1389 nt
Organism: Adineta steineri
Lineage: Eukaryota; Metazoa; Rotifera; Eurotatoria; Adinetida; Adinetidae
Source: the annotation of a GenBank genome assembly
AUGGAAACACCGAAUAUAUUAGACACUCCAUCUUUAAUGACACCAAAUCUCAGUGUAAAUCAAUUGUUCUAUAAACCUUCAAAUACAACUUCUACAAAUGAUCAUAAUGAUAAUGAUAAUAAUAAUCAAAAUUCAACUGCUAAUCGGUUAACAAUAACAACAACAACAACAACAACAAAUGAUGAUGAUGGUGAUUCAUUCCCUGUUUCAUCAGCCGAAAUUAAACUAUUAAACAUAGAAAAUGACCUUAAACAAAUUAUACAUUCUCGUCAACCAACUGAAUCACCUUUUCAAAAAAUAGUUAAAGCUGGAGGUUUAUCAAUUGAGAAAAAUACAUCGUUGCCUCCUACUCAAGAUGAUGGUCUCCCUGUUGACAUACCAUCUACAGCCGAGGUUAUGAAUGAUAUUGAAUCAUUUGGAAAAUAUCCUACUAGAGACAACGUCGAACGCGAAGUAACAAUAAGUGAUAGUAAUCGUCUUGAUACAUCACCAACACAUAACAUGGGUGUAAUUGUUUCACCAAAAAAACAAUUUCUUCGACGAAGUCAAUCCCAUACAGAAGCAACAUCACCAACUAAUCAUUUAUCUCAAUUAAAUAAACUUAAUCAUGAUGAUGAAAAUUCAAUUGAUGAAGAUAAUAAUAAUAAUUUUCAACGUAUGCAUGAUUUACCUAUUUUAACACAUACGAUUGAUUCAAAUUCACAAAUAGAUAAUAAUAUAGAGCCAUCCUAUACAAUGCAAUUCCGAUCAAAUCAAAAUGGAGCACAUCCAACGAUUAUUAAACAACAACAACAACCAGUUAUACUCAAUAAUAAACGAACAUUAUCCCAAGCUAUUAUUGCUACAGCAUCAUCGAAAACGAAUUCAAUUGUUAUUUCUCAACCCGCGAUUAUAAAUGAAGUUACGUCAAGUGAUCAAUCAUCAGGUACAAAACGGCUAAAAAUCAUUUCAACAUCAAAUAAUACCAUAGGAUUACGUUCAUCAUUUUCAUCAUCAUCAAAUGAUAAUAAUAGUCAAAAUGACAACAAUAACGGUGGUUCAGAUGAUCAACGUAAAAAACAAAUACGUGAUAGUAAUCGUGAAGCAGCAAGACGUUGUCGUGAACGUCGUCGAAAUUAUAUUGAACAGCUUGAAGGAAAUUUAGAACAAUGUAAAUCACAAAUAAAACAAUUAAGUGAUAAUUUAGCUCGAGCUGAACGUGAAAAUACACAAUUACGUGCUAUUUUAACUGAAACAAAGAUAUUUCAUUCAUCAACACGACCAUCACAAAACGAAUCAAAUCUUGAUUUUUCAUCAAUUAUUUCUACAACAAACGGAAUUGAUCUUAAUUCAGAAUCAACGGAUGGAAAUAUAAUACAAAGAAAUUAUAUUACUAGACAUCCUCAUUAA